AUGGCGAGCUCCAAGGUAAACAACCGGGUUGCGAUGCUCAAGCGAACAUAAAGUGGCAAAAUAUGGAGGGUAAAAUGAAAGCAAGAAUGAAUGGAAACGUCCCAACAUCACUUGGGAGACCUGUUGGUUUGAUGGCAUUAGAUGAACCGCCUCCAAGAAUGAGAAGGACAAUCGCAAGUUCUGGUCGUAACAAACCAGUAAUAUUACGGCACGAUAUGGGUGCUGGUCCAACUCCACCGUCCCGGACACAAGACCGCAAAGGUAACAAGGAAAUCACUUUGGAGGGAAGUCCAGAAUGUGAUAUACAGUUCAUAGAUGUUCCAAAAACUGGACAAAAUUUGAAAAACACAACUGACCCUACAUUUGGUCGAGUGUUAAACACUGAUGUGGAGGGAGGCCAAAGGGGGAUGGGGCCAACUAGUAAACUGGUAAAAAGGGACUCUAAAGGGAAAAUACCAGGUAUAGACAGUGGUGCUCCCAGUGGAAGUAGAAGUGGUGCUCCUGACAGUAUUAUCUAUAGAAGUGGUGUUCCUGGGGGUAGCUCUAGAAGUGCUUCCAACGUAAGCAGAAAGGUUGGUGGUCUUUCAAAUGAAAGGACAACUGCUAGUGGAAUCUCAAGGAACACUGUUCAAAGUGGUGUUCCCAGAAGUGGUCAGAGAGGAGUUGAAGGAAGCAGCAAGAGUGGUGUUUCUGCUAAUCGGAGUGGUAACCUUGGUAAUCGGAGUGGUAACCUUGGUCAGAGAAGUGGUAUAGCCUCUACUGACACGGAGAAAUGUGGUCUGCCCAGCAGUGGUAGGCCUAGCAGUGGUAGAAAGGCUGCUUCCUCUGGUAGGAGAACUGGUGCUCCCAGCAGCGGGACUGAAAAAAGUAGAGCUCCUGGCAGUGGUACUCGUAGAGGCAGUGCUUCCAGUAGUGGAAGAAGUAGUGCUUUAAGCAGCACAAGGAGCGGAUACAGUGAUGCCUUAGAAUCCGAGAUAAGCCAGAGCACCGAGUUCUCAGAAGUUCCAAAACAGUCCAGAGUCAUUGAUCCAAAGGAAAUUCUUGAGCAGAAUCAGGAAGGAGAUUUUGAGAAAAUUUAUGAGAUCAAUCUCCAUGCUGCUGAAUUGACUGCCAUCUCUAAUUUAGAAAAGUUUACCAAAGUGAGAGUACUAGACCUGUCAUGUAACUUCAUUGAGAAAAUUGAAAACUUGGAGCCAAACUCGGAUUUGCGGGAACUCAAACUUUAUGACAACAGACUUAGGGUGGUGGAGCGGUUAAAAGGUUGUAAAGAGCUCAGUAAUCUCCAGCUACAACACAAUAAAAUCAGACAGAUUGGUAAAGGCUUGAGUGGUUUAUCUAAACUAAAGCACUUACGUAUAGACUGUAACCGUCUCCUUAAGCUGGAGGCAGCAGAGGUUUCUUGCUGCUCUCAGCUGACCACACUGGACAUCAGUUUUAAUAUACUAGAUAAUAUCUCGGCGCUGAACUACCUUCCUCACCUUGAAGAUCUGUUGGCAGCCGGUAACAGGCUGCGAAGUGUUGACCUGUCUCGCUGUAAGCGGUUACAGGAAGCAGACUUAUCAAAUAACAAGCUAGCAGACAUCAGUGGACUGCGAGGUCUUCCCAACCUACAGAUAAUAAAUCUUGGAUCUAAUCAACUGACAUCAUUAAAAGGUCUUGGCAAAUCAAGAUCAUUACAAGAAAUCCAUGCGGCUGAUAACAAGUUUACAGAACUCUCUUAUAUCCCGACCAACUUCCCCAAACUGGAAAUCCUUAACAUCACCGAUAGUUGUAUAGAGGACUUUGAUGAAGUGUGCUAUCUGGAGGAGCUAAGUGAACUAGCAGAACUUUUCAUCGCUGGGAAUCCGUUCUCUGAGCCUGGGGGUUCUCACACUCACUACAUGGCAGAGAUGCAAGUUAUCCUCCCAAACCUGGAGAUUUUGGACGGGGCACAUGUAAAGAGAACUGCCCAGAAAGGAGCUCCAGUGAUGAGGCCAAUGUCUGCCUCAACCAUCAUCAGUGUGCGACAAGUUGAGGCACAAAUAAAAUCCUCUGACAGUGAGAUGAAAAAUUUGGAAAGCAGUAUUCUUAAACAGUUUGACUCUCUAAGAGAGAUGUAUGAGACGUUACCAGAGAGACCCUUGUCACCUCUUACAUCGGAGAAUUCCUUAGAUGGUCAGCGGAAGACUCGCAGUCGAGCAAGAAUUCAAGAUGCCAUGAAGUUUGCUGCUGACAAUUUUUGAAGAAAUCAGUUGAUCAUGCUUGAUAAUAGAAGAUAUGGACAAGAGUGAACUAGAUUUUGUCAUUUCAAAUUAAUAUUCUAUUUAUUAAAAUAAGCGAAGUCACAGAUAUUGAAUGCCUUGUAUAAAACAUCUUGCUGACAGGAUAUAUGUUUUUCACAGUAUUAUGUUUGUAAUGAGUGAACUAUUUGUGUAGAUAUGCACGUUGUCAGGCAUAACUUAUUUUUCGUUACAUCUCUGUUGGAGAUGGCGUUAUAGCAUGUACUGUACACUAUGCUGUCUUGUUGCACCAGAGUAUUCAUGAUAAUGUGGUAAGAGAAUGUUAAUUUGGACCAAAGUUUUAUAUAUGAUUCCUUUUCGUGCAAAUUGUUCUUGUUACUUUUGUGCUAAUUAGUCUCCUGUUAACAACAUGUUUGAAUUCUGUUCAAGCUUCUUCAAAAAUUCACAUUUGAUAGGUACGGAUAGGUCUGAUGAGAAGUAUAAGGAGAAGUAGGGUGGGAAGUGUAAGAGCAGGACUCUUGGGAAGUGUAAGAGCAGGUGAUAAGUGUAAGAGCAGAUUUGAUGAAAAAAAGAGUUAAGAUAGAUAAGAAGAGAAAACUUGAGGAUCAGCCAGAACUGUAAUGACAUUUACAGCAAGAAAAGAACAGUGAAAAUAAGUGUGGUGAGAAUUGUAAACACAGGUGAGAAUUGUAAACACAGAUUAAAAGUGAAAGGACAUGAACAAUGAGAAAUUUCAGGAAAGUGUAUUGUCAGGUGAGAACUGUAAGGACAGGUGAGGUGAGAAGUGUAAAGACAGGUGAGGUUAGAAGUGUAUGGACAGGUGAAAAGUGUAAGGACAGGUGAGAAGUGUAAGGACAGGUGAGGUGAGAACUGUAAAGACAGGUGAGGUUAGAAGUGUAAGGACUGGUGAGAAAUGUAAGGACAGGUGAAAGUGUAAGGACAUGUGAGGUGAGAAGUGUAAGGACAUGUGAGAAGUGUAAGGACAGGUGAGAAGUGUAAGGACAGGUGAAGUGAGAAGUGUAAGGACAUGUGAGAAGUGUAUGGACAAGUGAGGUGAGAAAUGUAAGGACAGGUGAGAAGUGUAAGGGCAUAUACAAAGUGUAUGGACAGAUUUGGUGGGAAGUGUAAGAGCAUGUGAGAAGUGUAUGGUCAGGUGAGGUGAGAAGUGUUAAAGACAGGUGAGAAGUGUAAGGACAUAUAAAAAGUGUAUGGACAGAUUUGGCGAGAAGUGUAAGAACAGGUGAGAAGUGUAAGAAUAGUCUAGAAGUGUAAGGACAGGUGAGAAGUGUAAGGACAGGUUAAGUGAGAAGUGUAAGGACAUGUCAGAAGUGUAAGGACAGGUGAGAAGUGUAAGGACAGGUUAAGUGAGAAGUGUAAGGACAUGUGAGAAGUGUAAGGACAGGUGAGAAGUGUAAGGACAGGUGAGAAGUGUAAGGACAAGUGAAAAGGGAAAGGACAUGAACAUUGAGAAAUUUCAGGAAAGUGUAUUGUCAGGUGAGAAGUGUAAGGACAGGUGAGGUGAGAAGUGUAAGGACAUGUGAGAAGUGUAAGGACAUGUGAGAAGUGUAAGGACAAGUGAGGUGAGAAAUGUAAGGACAGGUGAGAAGUGUAAGGGCAUAUACAAAGUGUAUGGACAGAUUUGGUGGGAAGUGUAAGAACAUGUGAGAAGUGUAUGGUCAGGUGAGAUGAGAAGUGUUAAAGACAGGUGAGAAGUGUAAGGACAUAUAAAAAGUGUAUGGACAGAUUUGGCGAGAACUGUAAGAACAGGUGAGAAGUGUAAGAAUUGUCUAGAAGUGUAAGGACAGGUGAGAAGUGUAAGAAUAGUCGAGAAGUGUAAGGACAGGUGAGAAGUGUAAGGAUAGAUGAGAAGUGUAAGGACAGUUGAGAAGUGUAAGGACAUGUGAGAAGUGUAAGGACAGGUGAGAAGUUUACGGACAGAUUUGGUGAGAAGUGUAAGAACUGGUGAGAUGUGUAUGGACACGGUGAUGUGAGAAGUGUAAGAACAGUUGGGAAGUGAAUGGACAGGUGAGAUGAGAAGUGUGAGGACAGGUGAAAAGUUUAUGGACAGGUGAGGUGAGAUGUGAUAAAGGAUUGUACGAUGAGAAGUAUAAGGACAGGUGAGAAGUGUAAGAACAGGUGAGAAGUGUAAGCACCGGUGAGAUGUUUAUGGACAGGUGAGGUGAGAUGUGAUAAAGGAUUGUACGAUGAGAAGUAGAAGGACAGGUGAGAAGUGUAUGGACAUAUUUGGUGAAAAUUUAAGGACAGUUACAGUUUUUGAAACUUAACACCAAGAUGUUACAUACCUUUGACCUAUUCACCAAGUUACAUUUCAUGCAGAACAACAAAUUAUCAGAAAACCUUUGAUUAAACAGUUUCUAUAUUA
Molecule: messenger RNA, 4602 nt
Organism: Mizuhopecten yessoensis (Yesso scallop)
Lineage: Eukaryota; Metazoa; Mollusca; Bivalvia; Pectinida; Pectinidae
Product: 187-kDa microtubule-associated protein AIR9-like
Exons: 17
Coding region: 63-2222 (719 amino acids)
Molecular function (GO): protein binding
Source: RefSeq, a predicted model, not a curated record